This is a messenger RNA of Hansenula ciferrii, 921 nucleotides long. It is a transcript of the gene PTC1, whose product is annotated as type 2C protein phosphatase PTC1. Bases 1 to 921 code for a protein of 306 amino acids. Gene Ontology annotation, molecular function: cation binding; protein serine/threonine phosphatase activity. Gene Ontology annotation, biological process: protein dephosphorylation. NCBI's taxonomy places the organism in Eukaryota, Fungi, Ascomycota, Saccharomycetes, Phaffomycetales, Wickerhamomycetaceae. The record is from RefSeq and is a predicted model, not a curated record. The transcript has a single exon.
AUGAAUUCAAAUAAUAAUAAUAAUCAAGAUGAAUCAACUAAUAAUACAAUUACAAAUAAUAAAGAAUAUAAAUUAUCAUAUAAAGUUGGUGUUGCAGAAGAUAUAAAUAAAAUGUAUAGACCAACAAUGGAAGAUGUUCAUACUUAUGUUGAAAAUUUUGUUGAAAGAUUAGAUUGGGGUUAUUUUGCAAUCUUCGAUGGUCAUGCAGGUAAAGAAGCUGCUAAAUGGUGUGGACAAAAUUUACAUUCAAUUAUUGAAAAAAAAAUUAUUGAAAAUGAAAAUGAAGAUGUUCGUGAUAUCUUGAAUCAAGGGUUUUUAGAAGCUGAUGAACAAAUUGUUAAAAAUUUAAAAGGUUCAAGUGGAUGUACUGCUGCUGUUGCAGUUAUAAGAUGGGAAUUACCAGAAGAAGAUCAAUCACAAGAUCAAUCACAAAUUCAACCUCAACCCCAAGAUCAACAACAAGAAAUUGAUUUAAGUAAACAUAAAAGAAUGUUAUAUACUGCAAAUGUUGGAGAUUCAAGAAUUAUAUUAUUUAGAAAUAAAAAGGCAAUACGAUUAACUUAUGAUCAUAAAGCAUCAGAUCAAUAUGAAAUUAAUAGAAUUGAAAAAAAUGGUGGUGUAAUAAUGAAAUCAAGAGUUAAUGGUAUGUUAGCAGUUACAAGAUCAUUAGGUGAUGUUUUUUUUAAAGAUUUAGUUAUUGGUAAUCCAUAUACAACAAGUGUUGAAUUAAAUUCAGAAACUGAUGAUUUUAUAAUUAUUGCAUGUGAUGGACUUUGGGAUGUUAUUAGUGAUCAACAAGCUUGUGAAUUGAUUCAGAAUUGUGUGGAUGAUCCUACAAAAGCUGCUAAAAAAUUGGUUAAAUAUGCAUUAAAUAAAUUGACUGCUGAUAAUAUAACAGUUAUGGUUAUUUCAUUGAAAUAA